CCUUUCCAAAUCAAAGGAAAACGAGCAGAACAACCCCCCACUUUGAAUUAAGCCUGUAGGCUAAUGGAGACAUGGUGCGACAGGGCUCUCAGUGGUCAGGGGUCCAAGGAGUGGGCGGAAAUGAAAAAGGGGAAAAAAUGGUAUUAGAAAGGGAUGCCAUGAGGGAUGAAAGUGAAUUAAGUUUACUUAGAUUUAACUUAACUUUAAGUUGUAGUAGAUCAAACUCAAAGAAUAAUCAAACUUACUUCUUCAAGUGUAAGUUAUGGUAAAUUAAGUCUAUCUUUACCUUGCUAGAUGUAGAAAGGUUUAGCUUUCCAUUCCCACCAGAAAAAGAAACAAAUAAAAAAAAAAAAAAAAAGAAAAAAAUAAGGUUCUGGUCAUUGGCAGAUUCACAGGCUCACACCAAUACCAACCUUUUUCAGCUUGGUACGUCUCACACUCCCCCCUUUGUCUUAUGUAUUUUGUAGUCCUUCUGCAAGUCUUUAUUCUAUUGAUUCUGGAGCUGAUAAUCUGACAAGUUUGCAGUCAGUCAACUUUCAGUGUUAUUCCAAUGAUAAAUUCUGCUAUAAAGAUGAUCACAUGAAAACAUUUGUGGUUGUAAUUUUGUUACUGAUAUAUAAUUUCCUUUUGAAAUGAGGAUGAAAAAGGUUUGAAGGAACGAAGAUACAGUAUGAUGUUCUGAAUUGCCAAGAAAUGAGUUUCCAGGUUCUGUCAACAAGUAGGAUGUAGUGGCUAAACUAGUGGUAGGACCCUAAUCCCAUUUACCCUGUUAAUUGCAUCAAAAUUCAAAAGAAACGAGUAAGGAUGAUGGAGGAUGACAGUCCACUAUCCUCUUCUGUAAUCGGCUGUCAUCAACUUUUCUCCUGUUUACACUAGAGAAAACCUGGGAUUUCCAUUGGACUAUGAUCAUUAUUUACAGCAUUUAAUGUUAGUCUUAAUUGACAAUCAUUUGUACUCGGAUGGUGGAUAGGAAAAUAAAACAUGAGCAAUUUCAAGGAAGAACAAGUUUUUUCAAUGGUUUGUUUACCAUAUAAGACCUUAGAUUGCAAGGUCCUACCCUUCCAACAUGAACUACCUCUCUCAUCUGAGUUAAGCAACUCCCCUAAACUUCAGGAUUUGAAGUUCGUACACCUCGGAUACUAUAAUAUCUCAAAGAAACAUCUGAAUUUUCAGGAUUUACUGUUCAUACGGACUAGAGAUAAUCAUAGCACCACUAAGAAACAUCUGAGUAAGUACCUGAAUUCUUCUGUUCAUGUUGAUGUUCAGCUCCGUUUUUUUUCUGUGGGGUCUUAAUUGCACUUGGAAUUCCCUUCUUCCUCUCUUCUUCCUCCCCUUUCCACUUGUAUCCGUUUGGCCUUUAGGAAAGGAGUUGGGAAAAGGAAAGCAGGUUAACGGGAGAAAGGAUGAAAGAGGUUUAGAUAAUGUUUGUAACAUGCUAACUAGAAUCAUGAUCAAAAGUUAUCAUUGGCAAUUGAAUCAAAUCGGGUAUAGAAUGUUAAUGUUUAUGUGCAUUAAAAGAUGCUACUCCAUGAAGAAAAUGUUUAUGCGCAUUAAAAGAUGCUACUCCACGAAGAAAAUGAUCAAAGUUAUUGUUAUCAAUCUGAAACAAAGAAGGGAUGGUGAUAAAGAGAAGGAUGCAGACAGGGGGGAGGGGACAGAAUACUAACAGUAAUGUGCCAUAGAUAUUUCCAACUACUGAAUAAUUACAUAUAUAGAACUUACAUCUUCAGCAUGCCGAUUAAUGAAACACGAUUUAUCAGAUUUGAUGAUAUAAAAUCUAUAAUGCUGGAUUUUGCAGGUUAGCAACAGAAAAAGAUGGCAGAUGCUAUCAUAGAAGUUGUAGCAGGGAAGUUGAUCGAUGCACUGAAAGAACAUAGUGGUCGUGUGCUUGAAUUUCGAAGCCAGUUCAUGGAGCUGAAGACGCAGCUUGACCUGAUGAAAUCCUUUCUUGCUGAUGCUAACAAGCUGAAAAGGAAGGAGGAAACCGUGAAGACAACUCUAAGCAUGAUCAGAGAAUUGACUUAUGAUGCGGAGGAUAUACUCACAGAUUGCUUACUUAGAGCUGAAUACCAGGAAGAAGUUUUCCAUUGCAACAAUUUCCUCCAUCGUAAGAUGAUCUUUCAGCAUCGAACUGGGAAAAAGCUGAAAGAUAUUAAUGGACGGAUAGAGAAGAUGCAGAAGAUCUUGAAAACCUACUUCAAGACAAUUGGACAGCAGAGUGUCCAUGAUGAUGGUGGCAGUAUCACUAGGAGGUGGACGUCACCAGCUUUUGAUGAAUCCAGCAUAGUUGGUUUGGCAGAAGAUACACAGAAGAUUAUAGGGUGGAUUCUUCCUACGAAAAAACUGUUACACCAGGUUGGGAUUGUGGGAAUGGGGGGUUUGGGGAAAACAACCAUAACCCAGAAGAUCUACAACAAUGAUAUGAUCCUCGAGCGAUUUGAGGAGAGGAUUUGGGUGUCAAUAUCUCAGACUGUCAAUGAGGAAGAGAUCAUGAAAACCAUUCUGAAACAACUGGGAGAGGAUACUUAUGGACUGGAUAUGGGUCAAAUGCUGCCAAAGAUUAAAAAUGCACUUGAAGGUAAGGACUAUCUGAUCGUGAUGGAUGAUGUCUGGAGUGCUCAUGGCUGGUGGGAAAGAUUACUUGCUGGACUACCCAAGAGGCAGGGGCAGAGCAGUGCUAUAAUAAUCACUACACGGAAAGAAAGUGUUGCCACAGAGAUGGGGGUGGAGAAAGCUCGAAUUCACCAACCCCGAAUUCUCAAUGAUGAAGAAAGCUGGGCCUUAUUCUGUAGAAUUGCAUUUUCUUCAGAAAAGGAAGCAAAACAGCACUAUGAGUUGGAAGAACUAGGGAAAGAUAUAGUGAAGAAAUGCAGUGGACUUCCGCUAGCUAUUAAGACAGUAGGAGGCUUGCUGAAAUCAAAAACUGUGUCAACUGAUGUUUGGAGACGGAUUUACAACAAUUUCCAUGAGGAAUUGGCCACUAGAGAAGGUGAAAGCUCAGUAAUGGCUUCCUUACAAUUGAGCUACGAUGAGCUGCCUACUCGCCUGAAGCAAUGUCUAUUAUGUUUCUCCAUCUAUCCAGAGGACUCGGUGAUAAGUGCUGAGCAGUUGGUUCAUUGGUGGGUUGGAGAGGGUUUCGUCCAGGGAAAAGACACCAGAACAGCAAUAGAAUUAGCAUUUGAUUACCUGUCGGAGCUUAUUGGUAGGUGCCUUGUUGAAGUUGUCAAGCAGAGAGGUUUUGAUGGAAGAGUCUACAGUUGCAAGAUGCAUGAUCUUGUCAGAGACUUGACCAUUAAAAUUGCCAGAGAAGAGGCCUUCUGCAGCUUUGAUGAACAUGGCAAGCAAAUACCUACUAUACGAUCCAGGCGUUUAGGUGUUACAGGUGAAGAAGAUAUGAAAUCACUGAAUAGAAAAUCGAAGCUCCGGACUUUCCUGAUGAUGAGCAGCUCUCCGGUUGACUUUGAUAGGACCAUCCCACUGUUCAGAGUAAAGUCCCUCAGGGUGUUGGAUUUCUCACAGAAUAAGCUAGAUAACAUUCCCAUUCAGAAACUACUGCACUGGAUCACCUCCCUUGAACGCCUAGUAUAUCUGAACCUAAGAGGAGUUGCUGCCCUGAAGGAACUGCCACAGUUAAUCGGAGAGCUCCGAAACCUGCAGCUUUUGGUUUUGACUGGAUGCAACAAUCUACAGAAACUGCCCUCGUCGAUCACAAAUCUGCAGAAGUUAAAUGUAUUGGACAUAGGGUACUGUCCUAUCCAAUAUCUCCCUCAGGGGCUAGGGAGGCUCUCAAAUCUUCAAGAGCUGUCAGGAUUCACAGUACCAAGUGCAGCAGACAGGAAUGGCUGUCGUUUAGGUGAGCUCCAAGGCCUGUCACAGCUUAAAGUACUGCGAGUAAACAUAAGCGAAGAAAGCGGCAUUGCAGAACAGGAACUGACUGUCCUGUCCCGUCUCAAACAACUAAAGGUUUUAUCAAUCAACACCGAAGGAUGUGAGAAAGAGGAGAUUUUCCGGAAACUAGAUGCCUUGUCUCCUCCACCACAUCUUGAGGAGCUGUACCUCAGGUAUUACCGUGGUGUAACCACACCAAUGUGGAUAAAUCCUGAGUCACUCCGUCAAUUGCAGUAUCUUUGUAUCGAAAAUGGAGACCUGCAAUUCAUGCACCCUAGCUUCGAGGGUGGCAAGACGGUCACUUGGAAGGUUGAAGGUCUUUGUCUCAAGUUCCUGGCAAGGCUACAGGUGGAGUGGGAUUUGGUGCAGAGUGUGAUGCCGCGAGUAAGAUAUGUGGAAGUUAGUCAUUGUUACAUGUUGAAAUCGUUUCCUUGCAACAUUGAAAAGCUAGGAGUUUGGAGGAAAUGACAGAAGAGAACUAAAGUGUUGCAUUAAGUGGUAUUACACACCCAAGCUUGCAGAGUCUUUCAGUCUUGAAGACGUGGACGUGAUUGUCGUGCCCAAGGCAUACAAGUUCUUCUCAGUCUGAGGUUUUUUCUUUUUUAACAGAAAGCAGCUGUUAUAUCAUUAAAUAAUCUGCAGAAACUAGUAUCCUAUUAAAGCUUACUUACAGAUUUGAAUGUACCAAUAAUUUUCAAAAUCUAUGAAACGAGUUGCAAUGUUCUUUUU
This is a messenger RNA of Theobroma umbraticum, 4617 nucleotides long. The record is from RefSeq and is a predicted model, not a curated record. Lineage: Eukaryota; Viridiplantae; Streptophyta; Magnoliopsida; Malvales; Malvaceae.